Molecule: messenger RNA, 1560 nt
Organism: Adineta ricciae
Lineage: Eukaryota; Metazoa; Rotifera; Eurotatoria; Adinetida; Adinetidae
Source: the annotation of a GenBank genome assembly
AUGUCAAAUAAUCAAAAUAUCUAUAAGAAACCCAAAUGGACAGGUCGAUCAACUGUCGGAUUAGGACAUACUCAAAGUAUCAUUGAUCUUCGUCGCACAUUCUUUUCUCAAUUAUCGCAUGCGCAAAGUCGGGAUGAGAGUAAAGACGAUUCUCGUGUUGUCCUCAACAUCAGUGGACUGCGAUUUGAAACACUAGAUUCGACACUUCAACACUAUCCACAGACGUUGCUUGGUGAUCAUCGUCGUCGAGCAUUAUUCUACCAUAAACGCCAGGAUGAAUACUUUUUUGAUCGACAUCGGUUAUGUUUCGAAGCGAUUUUGUACUAUUAUCAAUCACACGGACGUCUUCGUCGACCCGAAAAUGUUCCGUUAGAUACGUUUUUGGAGGAAAUAAUUUUCUUCGAUCUGGGCCCACAAGCGCUCGAGCAAGUUCAACAAGCUGAAAAUUUAGAAGAAGCACAAAUCAUUCAUUUACCGAAAAAUCGUCUCCGUCGUUUUCUUUGGACGACAUUAGAAUACCCGCAAUAUUCGUUUUUAGCCAAGAUUAUCAAUAUUAUUUCUUUAUUUUUCAUUCUUUUAUCAGCCGUAGGUCUAGCCGUUGAAACAUUACCCGUUUAUCAUCGUACAACAACUGAUCAAUGUCAAUAUGAAGCGGAUGGAUUUUCGGUGAAUACGAAUGGAACAUUAAAAGGUUAUCAAUGUCAACAUAUAUUUACUUCUCCAUUUUAUAUAAUUCAAGCGAUUUGCAUUGGUUUUUUUACACUGGAGUUUCUUCUUCGUCUGGUGUCCUGUCCAUCGUACUUGCAAUUUCUGAAAUCCAUUCUUAAUUGGAUCGAUAUCCUAGCGAUUGUUCCGUUCUAUAUUCGUUUAAUCAUUAUUCUUGUUCGACUUCAUUAUAAAACUGAUUCGAAUGUUUAUCUUGUUUUACGCCUGCUUCGUAUGAUACGUUUUAUUCGCAUAUUCAAACUUUACCGUGUUUUCAAAAGUAGCAAAUCAUUGCGUAUACUUGCGACGGAUUCCUAUUUGGCAACUUACUAUGGAAUCAUGACAAUAACAGCUGUUGGGUAUGGGGAUCUGUCUCCAGUGACACCGUUAGGGCGUGCAUUGGCAUCAUUGUGUGCGAUUUUCGGUAUAUCUGUCGUGUCGAUGUUGGUGUCUGUACUUGCUGAAAAGUAUCAACGAGUUUAUACGCGAAAAUUGUUCUUGAACGAGAAGUAUUCGGAUAAUCCAGUUUUCGAAGAUGAUGAAGAUCAGACGCGUUCGUUGUCUUUAUCGAAAACGGAUUAUUAUUAUCAGAAUUCAGCAGCGGAUAAUGGAAAAUCAACAGAAACAAAUGAAACUAUGGACGAAGGUUUGACAUUCAAAGGAAUACCAGAAGAAAGAAAAGGUUCGGACGAUUCAAGUAAAAAAAUUCAAUUCGUUAUUGGUUUCAUUGCCAAUGACUCCGUGGACGAGAAAGAAGUGAUGAUGACUGAGAUCAUCAAGGAUCUCCUUCAAACGAAACUUGGAAAACAAUGUUUGAUAACUCGAACAGACGUUGUGAUGGAGAAUACAAUGUGA